Messenger RNA from Pungitius pungitius (ninespine stickleback), 3839 nucleotides. It is a transcript of the gene stx1b, whose product is annotated as syntaxin 1B. Gene Ontology annotation, biological process: exocytic insertion of neurotransmitter receptor to postsynaptic membrane; intracellular protein transport; synaptic vesicle fusion to presynaptic active zone membrane. Bases 399 to 1265 code for a protein of 288 amino acids. Gene Ontology annotation, cellular component: plasma membrane; synaptic vesicle; endomembrane system. Gene Ontology annotation, molecular function: SNARE binding; SNAP receptor activity. Lineage: Eukaryota; Metazoa; Chordata; Actinopteri; Perciformes; Gasterosteidae. The record is from RefSeq and is a predicted model, not a curated record. The transcript is spliced from 11 exons.
CCUCUCUCUCUCGGUCGGUUCUUCUGCCGGUAGCUCAGCGCGCUGCGGGGCCACACUGCGACCGCAUCGAGGAGGAAGAGGAGCCGCCGAGCCUGAGCCACAGCGGCGGAGCGGCACGACACACACACACACACAAACACGCACGCACACACGCACGCACGCAUCAAUACGUAUAGCUGUGCACGCAUCCAUAUGUGCACGCAGCGGAGGAGGGAUCCAACCUGCGGAUAAAACCCCUGAGCAGCAGCGGCAGAAGGCGGAGACGCGUCACACCUCCAUCUCCGUGAAGAAGAGGAGGACGAGCGGAACCAAUACUAGCGGAGAUCUUUUGGGGAUCUCAGAGAGCAGAAGCAGCGACGAACGACGCGGUCUCGCAGCCAGCUCGGCGCGAGGACACCAUGAAGGACCGUACGGCGGAACUGCGAAGCGCGAAGGACAGCGAUGACGAUGAGGAGGUGGUGCAGGUGGACCGGGACCACUUCAUGGACGAAUUCUUCGAACAGGUGGAGGAGAUCAGAGGCUGCAUAGAGAAGCUGUCGGAGGAUGUGGAGCAGGUCAAGAAGCAGCACAGCGCCAUCCUGGCCGCCCCCAACCCGGACGAGAAGACCAAGCAGGAGCUGGAGGACCUCACAGCCGACAUCAAGAAGACUGCCAAUAAAGUCCGCUCAAAAUUAAAAGCAAUCGAGCAGAGCAUCGAGCAGGAGGAGGGUCUCAACAGAUCAUCAGCGGACCUCAGGAUCCGUAAGACACAGCACUCGACACUGUCUCGUAAGUUUGUUGAGGUGAUGACUGAGUACAACACCACGCAGUCAAAGUACCGCGACCGCUGCAAGGACCGUAUCCAGAGACAGCUGGAGAUCACUGGAAGAACCACCACCAACGAAGAACUAGAGGACAUGUUGGAGAGUGGCAAGCUGGCCAUCUUCACCGAUGAUAUCAAGAUGGACUCUCAGAUGACCAAGCAGGCCCUGAACGAGAUCGAGACCCGGCACACCGAGAUCAUCAAGCUGGAGAACAGCAUCCGCGAGCUGCACGACAUGUUCGUGGACAUGGCCAUGUUGGUGGAGAGCCAGGGGGAGAUGAUUGACAGAAUCGAGUACAACGUGGAGCACUCCGUGGACUACGUGGAGCGAGCCGUGUCCGACACCAAGAAGGCCGUGAAGUACCAGAGUCAGGCCCGCAAGAAGAAGAUCAUGAUCAUCAUCUGCUGCGUCAUCCUAGGCGUGGUCCUGGCGUCGACCAUCGGCGGCACGCUGGGCUUCUAGACCGCCACCCGCCAGCAUCGAGGCGGGAAACCAUGACGACAAAAACGACGACGACGACCACAACGACGCGACUGAAAAACUUGAAAGACAAAUGCAAGACAGACAACCAUCAGCUAGGAAGAGAAAACGAUCCAAUCACAGAUUGAAACAUGGGGUUGGGUGGGGUUCAAAAAACAAAGACAAAAAAAACAUGGCAGUGUAGGUGACCAAAAUACACAACGUAUACAAAAAGAAGGGUACAAAUAAACCCGCUAUUUAUUGCAGAUGUACAUGUAUCGAACAUACGAAGCAACGCGUGGGUUAAGCUACCUGUAAAGAAACGUAACGUUUGGUUCGCCUUGUUUUCUUAUUAUUUCUUUCGGGGGUCUCUGAGGAAACGAAGCUGGCUGCAUGGGGAGGUGUUCCAGCUUAGGGAGGGGCGGGCUAAACCCCACCUAUAGGACGAGGAGAGCACGCACCGUCAGUCGGUGGAACACCAUGUGUGUUUGUGGGGGGGCGUCAUUGCAGCGGGGCAGGUUUCCACGACAUCAGCCUCCCCUUCAUGUCACAUUUAUCCAACCAAAGAGCAGGGGGAGGGAGGGCCUCUGGUUUCCUGCUGAAUUAUAUUUUAAGACGUGACGUUUGAAGGUGGGGGGGUUCAUAGGAGCCGGGAGGAGGCGGGCAGCAAUCUAUGCAGUUUAGAUAAAUGGAAGACGACUCGUCCCGCCUCCCCACCCCCGAGUUUGCUAAUGAGGACAGGGCUAUUCUUCCAGAGGAUUUUAAGAAAAUAAAAAUAAACAGAACACAUUCAAAAGUAAACGAGAAGGACGCAGAAGUUGAUGAAGAAGUGAAGCUGACAGCUGGAGGCCGUCGUGAUGACAUCGCCUGGUGGUUUGGUUUCCUCGGGGAUUGUGCGUUGCUCCGUAGUCCCGUGGCCUGUCCGCCCGACGUCUCUUAGCGCUACUGUUUAGUCCGUAUGGUUUUGAUGCAUUAGCCCCACCCCCCGUGUCCCCCCCCUCCCGUCCACCUCCCGCUUGGGCGUCCGUUCUUUGGAGAUACGAGGCGUUGUCCCAUCGGUGUGACACGCACACACAUCCACGUACCUUCGCCACGCGGCGCGUGCAGGAACAUCUCGUACACCCCGGACCCCCCCCCACUCCCCUUGCAUUACAUAUCACGUCAGUGCUAGACUGGGUCGCUUAGCAUGCCGUAGCGUUAGCUCGUGUUACAUGUAGGUCGUGUAGAAGCUGCUUGUUGGAGAUUGAUCUCUUUUUUUCCGGGUCUUUUUAUUUGACAAUAAUUUGACACAUUUCGUGUGUCCAGACUGGUGUUGAGGAAACAAAUAAACCUUUGACCUUGUUCGCUGAUCUCAACACAAGGUUCUUUCUUCGCUAAUUAGACCUGAAACGAGCUAUUUUUUCUUUCCUAUUGGCCUCUUUCACAAUAAUAUAGCAAUAUACACAGAAAUCACAUGUUUCCAAAUGUAUUAACUGUGCAACUCCCUCUGCUUCUGUUUUUACAGCAACGAAGCUUUCAAUGAGAGAGAACCUCAGCACUGCUCUGGGUCGGGGCCACACGCGUGUGCGUUACGUUGGUCGUAUUAGCAUGUUUUGUUCCGUUAACGUGAUUCCGUGUUGAGAAGUAACACUAUACGUGCGCGUCGUCCCGAUCAGGACGCACAGAGUGUGUGUGUGUGUGUGUGUGUUGAAAUUGAUUACACAGUAUUGUGACUCUGGCUUCACGUCAGGGGGCGGGGGCGGUUUAUGGAGGGAUGGGGGGGGGGGUUUGUCCACAAUCUCCUUUGGGGUAAACAAACACCACCUUAAACUCCACCCGAUCGCCCCGCACUUCACUUGGUGUCAAAGCAAUAAAGUCACUUUGUUAUCGCUAAGUUUUAUUUGAAGGAUAAAGUGUUAAAGCCAGCUCGCCGUGUCUCGACUCCGAACCUGACGUUUUGGGGCAAAGUGGGCGGAAUCUUUCCACGAGAAACUCUCUCGGCUCUAAACAUCUGCUCCAUUUUGCUCCACUUUGUGGCCCAUCGCUCCGGAAGGCUUUGCUAACGUCUUUAGCUCGCACUCUGACCAACGCGAAGCAACCUUAGCUUCCCGGCUAAUGGUACUGCUUUUUGAAUAUGUGUAUGUUUUUUUUUUUGGGAGUCGUAGUAUUUAGCGCCUUUAUCCAUAGAUGUCUGUGAUGCCGUAUUUGUUGCUAGAUUGAAUGAAGAAACGAGGACUUUAAGUUCCAGGUUUGGAGAAGAGUGGAGGUGGGACUUUUUAUUGUAUUCUUUUACUUCCCAAAACCAAAACUUCUGUAUUCACCAAAGCUUAGCAAACACCCCUCCAAGCAGCAGCAAUCCAAUAGAUGUGUGUGCAGAUACUGCUCGGUAGAUGUAGAAGGAUUUAGCACUUUUCUCUGCUGUUGUGUUGUUUCGUUCAUUCCGUCUUUCUGAGUGAUUUUUUAAAUGUACAGCAGACACUGAAUCUGUACACAAAGUAAUUAAACCCGUAGAAGUUGUUUUAACUACAUUUACCAGGUGUCUCUGAAACCGGUCCAUAAUGGGUUUCCAUCCAAAAAUCAAGGUGCUUCACCCACCAC